AUGGCUCCUAGGUCUCAAGCGCAAUUUAAGAUCGGACCUCCAUUUGGCCAGACCUUAUUAUUUCAAAGAGCAUACCAGUGCUCCACUAACCAAGAGAUUGUACCAACUAUAAGUGCACGCAUUGACCGAGGUUUCAAUACUAUUAAUAACCAAUGGGUGGGCUACAAGAGGAACUAUUUUACAUUGACUGCUUCAUUCCAAUUGAGCAAACUUCCUCACAAUAUAAUUGAAACAGAGCAGUUCUACGUGAUGGAUAGUACCACUAAGAAAAGAUCAUUGGUGAAGUACUUUUGGAUUAACAUUGGUGCACGAUGUCUUACGGAUAAUCACCCUGUUUAUCUCAUUCAACAUUCUGCAAAAAGAGAUAAAACAUCAAAAUUGUAUCCUCAAUCUUAUUUGGUUGUUCCUGGAAUGCUUCCACAACACGAAGUUAUAAAGCUGGUAGCUAACUUGAGAAACUCAUUGAAGAUCAAUGAGUUCAAACAUACUUUUCACUACGUCCCAACACACACACAAAUUAAUGAUUCUAGCCAGUCCACUUUAAGCACGUACCCUAAGAACCAGGAUAUCUUUGUUUGUGCCAAAUAUGAGAGGGUGCAGUUCUCUACUGCUCCCACUAGUCAGAACCAGCGGAACUCUAUGAGCAAUCGGAUGUUUGCCUUGAAUGUCUUGUUAUUCGCAGCCAUUGAAGGUGGUGAUAGCGUAUUGAUAGCGAAAUCGGAAACAGGACCACUAGUUAUUCGAGGACGUUCACCUUCGACAUACAAAGAUCGCAAGAGGGGUGAUUUUAAACCCUUAUGCUUAGAGGCAGCCAGAGUAGAGCUAAAUACAGAGAAUGAAGAAAUCAGAAAGGAACACAAACUAACUUUAGGUAUCAACAGAAAGCCAUUACCACUAGGAAAUGAAUUCAAGCCAACUGGACUUAUAGUAGAAGAAAAAUGUAUUAACAGGUUAAACAAAGGGAAAGGAGGUUUCAGUAAUAAGAGUGAUGCACUGCUUCAGAAUUCAGUAUCCAAAUUUGGAAGUCCAAACUCUAAACCGAAGAAGAUCUCAACUUCUAAAGACCUACUACCAGUUGAACUCAAGGGCCAUUCCAAACUAUAUUCGUCUCCGUCUAUAACGCAAUCCGUUCUUGGUAGAAGCCGAAAGUCCAAGAAAUCCAGACCACUGUGGUUCUAUCCUUCUAGUGACUAUGAUAACGAUAUUCUUGAAAGUGAUUGGCUUCUGGAAGCCACAUGUCCCACGUCGGAGUUAGACGACUUUAUUCAUCCUUCCUGUUAUGGUAAUUCAAAUAAUGCAGAUGAGUACCCAGUGUAUGCGAGUAAUUACUUACUGCACAACUUAAUGGAGGCAAACAAAAAUAAUAGUAGUAGCAUUGCAGUUUUCUGGGACGACAAUAUUAUGAGUUCACUAGUUUCCCGAGACGAUAACUUGUUAUCAGAGUACUUGGUAUUAUCAAGAGGUAGCAGUAAUAGUGAAUAUGGUAAAUAG
This is a messenger RNA of Lizanozyma spartinae, 1491 nucleotides long. RefSeq lists its product as uncharacterized. Bases 1 to 1491 code for a protein of 496 amino acids. Gene Ontology annotation, biological process: positive regulation of transcription by RNA polymerase II; meiotic cell cycle. The record is from RefSeq and is a predicted model, not a curated record. Gene Ontology annotation, molecular function: DNA-binding transcription factor activity; DNA binding. NCBI's taxonomy places the organism in Eukaryota, Fungi, Ascomycota, Pichiomycetes, Serinales, Debaryomycetaceae. The transcript has a single exon. Gene Ontology annotation, cellular component: nuclear chromosome.